AUGGCUUCGAGAUUCACAGACGACGAAGAUGAUGUUUUGGCGCCAAAGGAACCGCAGGUCACUUCUUUAGAACCUGAAGAACGUAAAGCAGCUCGAUCCCUCCGUAUAAAAAGAAGACAGGAUGCACUCAAAAGAGCUGAUCAGCCUGCUGAGGAAGCUGCAGCGGAAGAAGAACCGAGUCCCAUAGAGCAGGCGACAUCCACUGCUGCUGAGGAACUACAACGACUGGCGUUAGAUGGCGCUGCUAAAGUUACCAAUGUCAAGGUCACCACUGAUGAGCGCGAAGUUAUCAGGCGCACAAAUUUCUUUGAGAAAAUGUCAAGUUCAUUACAAAAGAUUGAGGAGGAGGCAAUUGAAGCACAAACACAAUAUGAAGCUAUUUCGGAAAAUUGGGAAAAAAUGUUAGAAAUCAAAGAUCCUUUAGAUAUCGACGCUGAGAUGAAAGAACAGAAGAAAACAUGCGAUGCAUUGCUUGAACAAAAAGAUGCACUUAUUGCCGAACUUAAAAGUGAUCUGAAACGGAUGGAUGAGGCUUAUUAUGAAGAUUUGGAGAAACAGGAUCACGACAUCAAAGAAUUAUCAGACAGAAUCGAGAAACAAAUAACAAUAAUGCAAAGAGCUUAUGCAAAGCAGCUGACUCUCAUUGAAGCAGCAGUUAAUAUCGAAAGGCAAGCAAUGACGGAACAUAACAACAAGAGAUGGGAGGCACUCCACAAACAAUGUGACAAAGAAGAAGUCGCUCAUAUGGAGUACCGAUUCACACAGCUAGAUGAGCACAAGCAAGAAAUGGAAGCAAUAAUGUGGGACCACCACGAAAAAUAUCGAGAGGCCAAGAUAGAACUGGAAUCAUUAAUACAAGAACUGCAACAAGAAUUGGAAAAAUUAAAGGCUAUAUGUAUAAUUAACACUGAGAAAAUUGGCUAUACGUAUCAGGUUCUAAAAAAACGUGAAGAAGAAAAUGUGUUUGUCAGAUCCCAACAGAAACGGAAACUCAAUAAAAUGUCUGACAUAGCUAAUGCUUUGAGAUCGAAAAUUCGCAAAGCAGCUGAGGAUGGUGCCAUAGAGGAAAUAAAAGCAGACGCUGAAAUUAACAAGUUGAUGCAAGCAAUGGACGAUUUAGAGAAGAAAUCUGAUCAUUUUCCCGAGUUAACCAUUAUAAGUUCUCCCAAGUGUGGCGUAUGUGCGCUUCAAGAUGCAUGGAUUUGA
This is a messenger RNA of Spodoptera littoralis (African cotton leafworm), 1206 nucleotides long. The record is from the annotation of a GenBank genome assembly. Lineage: Eukaryota; Metazoa; Arthropoda; Insecta; Lepidoptera; Noctuidae.